CUCUCAUAAAUAGCAGCUUUCCACAUUCAUCAAAGAAACCUCAUUCUUCAUUCAUAACUUUUUGCCAAUUCAAGAAUCUCUCUUUAUUGCUUCCUUAAUCUUCUUCGUAAUUUCUCCCUAGCUAUAAGAAGAUAGACGGUCGACAGAAAUUAACACCUCCAACUUUUAUAAGCUGCACCCAAAAUUUCCAUCGCAAGAACCAAAAUCUUCUUCAACAUUGGCAUUUACUAGUUCUUGAAAUUCUACCAAAAGUUUACUUUUUUAAGGAAAAAUCCAUAGUUAGUGAGAUAAAAAUUUUGAGCUAUGAAAAAAGGGAGAGGUUUCAGGCUUGGACGGAAGUUGGUGAGAGUUUUCAGCUGGUUUAUUCACAGCAGAACAAAGGGAAGAGUUGGACACAAGCAGCUGAGAUCACAGGGAUGUGCUAGCAGAGCCAUUUCAAAGCUAUGCAAAUUAGGACAUAUUCUGAAGCAGGGAGCAAAAGGUCUCUGCUUUGCAAGACCCAAUUCGGGUUACAUCCGGGUCGGGGAAGAUCCUGUAGAGCCGAAGCAGGUGACCGUACCAAAGGGACAUUUAGCUGUGUACGUGGGUGAGAAGAAAGAUGACACGUGUAGAAUAGUGGUGCCUGUGAUGUAUUUUAAUCACCCUUUGUUUGCUGAUUUGUUGAGGGAAGCAGAAAUGAUUUACGGGUAUAAUCAUUCGGGUGGGAUCCAAAUUCCAUGUCGGAUUUCUGACUUUGAGAACGUUAAAUCAAGAAUCGCCGCCACGGGCGGCGGUGAAAACUGCCGUGUAUAAUGGAGCGGGAAGUGCACAUACUGAUUUAGACUAGGGAACAACCCCCUACCUUUGCCUAUUUUCCACCGACGGAAAAGGGCACGAUGUGUUAGGGAGGUUUAGUUUAUGUUACUUCUUUGUUAUACUUGAGGGAAAAAGAAAACUGUCUUUUUUUUUCUUUUUAGAAAUGUUUGUAGUGAUAUCAAACAUUCCGGGUGUGAAGGAUUAAUUUAUUUGUACAAAUUCUUGUAAACCUUGGAGCUCAAUUCUCAAAUGCAUUUAGGUUUUCAGAUA
Nicotiana tabacum (common tobacco) is the source of this 1065-nucleotide messenger RNA. Its product is annotated as auxin-responsive protein SAUR36-like. Gene Ontology annotation, biological process: response to auxin. The record is from RefSeq and is a predicted model, not a curated record. NCBI's taxonomy places the organism in Eukaryota, Viridiplantae, Streptophyta, Magnoliopsida, Solanales, Solanaceae.